This is a messenger RNA of Pichia membranifaciens NRRL Y-2026, 1821 nucleotides long. RefSeq lists its product as hypothetical. The transcript has a single exon. Gene Ontology annotation, molecular function: ATP hydrolysis activity; ABC-type transporter activity; ATP binding. The coding region runs from base 1 to 1821 and encodes 606 amino acids. Gene Ontology annotation, cellular component: membrane. The record is from RefSeq and is a predicted model, not a curated record. NCBI's taxonomy places the organism in Eukaryota, Fungi, Ascomycota, Pichiomycetes, Pichiales, Pichiaceae.
AUGGAGAAGCCAGCUGAGAACCACAGUAACGAUACUGACAGUAUCGACUCUGAUAAUCAAGAUGUCCAGAAGUUCAAUCCUUUGAAUGAUCCUGAAGACCAAGGUAAUGCUGAGAACUUGUCUCACCACGUCUCCCGUAUCUUGUCUACCCAGGAAGGUAUGGAGCGUGUUGCUACCCUUGCCAGAGUCUUGUCCACCAAGACCAAGAAGGACAUGGAUCACUUCGAGAUCAACAAAGAGAACUUUGACUUGGAGUUACUCUUGAAGUACCUCCGUGACCGUUCCGCAGAGCAAGGUAUUGAAUCUGCCAAUGCAGGUGUUUCUUUCAGAGAUCUUACUUGUUGGGGUGUCGAUGCCUCUGCUGCCCAUGGUCCUUCUGUGACUGAAAUGUCCAUCAACUACCUUAGCUUCUGGAAGAUGUUCCAGAAAGAUAACCGUAAGCAAAGAAUGAUUAUCCAAAACUUUGUUGGUGUCUUGGAGCCAGGAGAGAUGGUGCUUUGUCUUGGUAAGCCGGGUGCCGGUUGUUCCUCAUUGUUAAAGGCCGUUGCUGGUGAAAUCGAGAAUUUCACUAAGGUCGAAGGUUCCUUUUCCUAUGACGGGUUAGACCAGGCGGAGAUGAUGCAAAAAUAUAAGGGUUAUGUUGUUUACAACCCGGAAUUGGAUUUCCAUUUCCCAUACAUCACUGUCAAGGAAACAAUUCAGUUGGCCUUGAGAUGUAAAACUCCACAGAAGAGAAUUGAUAACAUGUCCAGAUCUGAAUAUGUUGAUAACAUGCUUAGAGUAAGUUUUCUUCAAACAACUUUUUUUUUUUCACACAGCAUACUAACAUUUGUUUUUGACUUUUUACUACAGUUAUGGUGUACCGUUUUUGGUUUGACCCACACAUACGCUACCAGAGUCGGUAACGAUUUUGUGAGAGGUGUUUCUGGUGGUGAAAGAAAGAGAGUUUCGAUUGUGGAAGCCUUGGCUUUGAACGCUUCUGUGUACUGUUUCGAUAACGCUACCAGAGGUUUGGAUGCUUCUACGGCAUUGGAAUUCACACAGUGUUUGAGAACUGCCACCAAUAUGUUGGGCUGUUCUGCGUUUGUUGCUAUUUACCAAGCCGGUCAAAACAUUUACGAAUUAUUUGAUAAGGUGAGUGUUCUAUACAAGGGUAGACAGAUUUACUGGGGUCCUGCCGACCAAGGUGUUUCUUAUUUUGAGAAGAUGGGCUACUUGAAGCCUAGCAGAAUGACUGCACCGGAGUUUUUGACUGCAGUUACUUCUCCAUCUUCCAGACAAGUGCAACCAGGGUUUGAAGGUAAGGUUCCAGAAUCGUCAGAAGAGUUUGCUGAGUACUGGGUCAACUCUCCAGAAUAUGCUAACUUGAUGACUGAAAUGGACGAAUUUGAUGCUAAUCAUAAUGGCGAUGAGACCAGACAAAGACUGGAUUUUGUCAACCAGCAGAGAAAGCAAAAGGGUAACAGACAAAAGUCUCAAUUUAUGGUUACCUAUUGGUCGCAAUUAUACUACUUGAUGUUAAGAGGUUUCCAAAGAACCAAGGGUAAUAUCACUUAUACCAUUGUCUACAUUUCAUCGUUUGUUACUAAGGGUUUUGUUGUCGGUUCUAUGUACUACCACAUUCCGAAGUCCACCAAUGGUGCAUACUCACGUGGUGGUAUCUUGUUCUAUGUUUUGCUUUUCUGUUCCGUUACAUCUUUAGCCGAAAUUGCUAACUCGUUCUCUACCAGAAACAUUUUAGUGAAGCAAAAGUCGUACUCCAUGUACCAUUUGUCCGCUGAAGCAUUACAAGAAAUUAUCACUGAAUUCCCACGAAGUUGA